UUCAAUUCCUUCCUCUUUCUCAAGAUAACCUCAAAGAGUUAUACUUAGGAAACAUAUGCUUUAGACAUCUUUAAUCCUUUUUCCCUUCUCUCCAUCUCUCUUCCAUGCCUUUGUUUAUUCUAAUGAAGUUGUGAGAAGUGGGGACGAAGAGAAGAGAAGUAAUGCACAAGCGGAAACUAAGAGAGACAAAACAAUAUGACUUGGUGCAAUGAAAGUAGCGAUGUUCAGACCGUUGAAACAAUCAUUCCCUCCCCAACAGUGGCCGAGUCUCCUGAAGCCUCAUUUCAAGUCUCUUGUCACAAAACAUGUCCUUCUUGUGGCCAUAAAUUCAAGUUUCAUGAACAGGCGGGGAUCCAUGACUUGCCGGGACUGCCUGCCGGAGUGAAGUUCGAUCCGACUGAUCAAGAGGUAUUGGGGCAUCUUGAAGGAAAGGUAAGAGAUGACGCAAGAAAGCUUCAUCCUCUCAUCGAUGAGUUUAUCCGUACCAUUGACGGUGAAAAUGGUAUUUGUUACACCCAUCCUGAGAAAUUGCCAGGUGUGAGCACGGACGGGACGGUCCGUCAUUUCUUCCACCGACCGUCAAAGGCAUACACUACAGGAACAAGAAAGCGACGUAAAGUUCACACUGAUUCCGAAGUCGGUGGCGAGACACGGUGGCACAAAACCGGCAAAACACGGCCAGUUCUCACUGGAGGAAGAGUGAAAGGCUACAAAAAAAUCCUAGUACUCUACACAAACUACGGUAAACAAAAAAAACCCGAGAAGACUAAUUGGGUAAUGCAUCAAUAUCAUCUUGGCACCACCGAGGAAGAGAAAGAAGGUGAACUCGUAGUCUCCAAAAUCUUCUACCAGACUCAACCACGCCAAUGCGGUGGAUCCCUUGCUGCUGCUGCCACGGCAAAGGAGCGGCCUUACCUCCACGGCCAUCAUCUCGGUGGUGGUGGUAGUCACCAUCUUUAUCAUAAUAAUGGUAACGUUAAAGGCAAUGGCGGUGGAGGAUCCGCACGAGCCAGUGAGUAUUACAACAAUAUUCCAACGAUUAUCUCGUUUAAUCAAAGCGGGAUACAGAACCAUUUGGUUCAUGGUACUCAACCUUUACCUUAAGAAGAGAAAUAACUUUAUAUGGACGGUCGUAAAAUAAGAGACGCUCUAUAAUCUAAGCAUUAUAUAUAACAUCAAUACAUUGAAAAUAAAUUAAAUUACACUGCAAUCUUAUAUACGUAACAUUUUGUUAUCAUGUUUUGCCCCGUUUUGGUUAUACUGCUUUGUACAAUUUUAUUUCCUCGAACUGAUUAUA
Messenger RNA from Brassica oleracea var. oleracea, 1297 nucleotides. RefSeq names its product NAC domain-containing protein 73-like. Gene Ontology annotation, biological process: regulation of DNA-templated transcription. The transcript is spliced from 3 exons. Gene Ontology annotation, cellular component: nucleus. The coding region runs from base 196 to 1104 and encodes 302 amino acids. Gene Ontology annotation, molecular function: DNA-binding transcription factor activity; transcription cis-regulatory region binding. The record is from RefSeq and is a predicted model, not a curated record. NCBI's taxonomy places the organism in Eukaryota, Viridiplantae, Streptophyta, Magnoliopsida, Brassicales, Brassicaceae.